Messenger RNA from Debaryomyces hansenii CBS767, 1302 nucleotides. RefSeq names its product Rbf1p (gene RBF1). The record is from RefSeq and is a predicted model, not a curated record. The transcript has a single exon. Lineage: Eukaryota; Fungi; Ascomycota; Pichiomycetes; Serinales; Debaryomycetaceae. The coding region runs from base 1 to 1302 and encodes 433 amino acids.
AUGCUGGGACCUUCAACUUCGAGUGAAAGAUCGACGGUAGCUACAAAUAAUCACCCUAUUCAUCCGCAACAUCAACAGGUUCAUCCUCAUCAACAUGAGCUUGCUAGACAGCCAGAUUAUAAUCAAGCGGCGGUAGCAGUUGCAGCGGCUUCAGGAAUGAUGGCGCCAGGUGCCCAUCCAGACGAUGGGAGUCAGUUUCAUCCACAUCAGCACCAUUAUAAUGCGGCGGCACACUUUCAACAGCAACAGGUGCAACAGGCGCAACAAGCGCAGUUGCAGCAAUAUCAGAUGUUGCAGCAGCAGCAGCAGCAGUUUCAACAACAGCAGCAGCAGAUGCAGGCUCCACACCACCAGAUGGGACCGCAGCACCACAUACAACCACCAUUACAGCAACAUGGGAUGCACCAGGCGCCGAUGCACGAGCCAGUAGGUCCACCGGUGGGAGGAAGUCAGCAUGUGGGAGGCGACUACGAGGGGGGGCAGUACCUCACGUCGAAGUUUAUGGAAAAUGAGAUCAUCAAGACGUUUCCUAGCAAGCCAGAGUUGGUGAAGUUUGUGAAGAACGUGCUCAACGACGAGGAACAGUGCAAGAUUGUGAUCAACUCGUCGAAGCCGAAGGCGGUUUAUUUCCAAUGUGAGAGGUCGGGGUCGUUCAGAACGACGGUCAAGGACUCCACCAAGAGACAGAGAGUUGCGUACACCAAGAGAAACAAGUGUGGGUACCGGUUGGUGGCCAACUUGUAUCCUCCCGAAAAAGACAAGAAGAGGGCCAAGAAACCGGAAGACGAUGCCCUUGACAAAGACAUAGACGACAAGCUUAACGAGUUCCAAAACCAGAACCCCAUGGCCAACAGCACCAGCGAAAUAUGGAUCUUGAGAAUGAUUCACCCCCAACACAACCACCCUCCAGAGCCUAACGUCAAUUCUUCCAGCAAGAAGAAGAGAUCAAAAUAUACGAGAACGUUAGUGGAGAAGCCAUUGAACCGUGGAAAUUCCAACCCGGUCAAUAACUUCAGUCCAAACGAUAUGGUUGCCCAUCAACACCAACACCCACACCAACAGGUUCACGUACCUCACCCACACGUACACCCACACCACCAUGAUGCUUCCCAUACGCCUUCGGUCCAGGACCCGGCGGUGAUUGCGGCAAUGGAGGCUACCCCCAAUACAGAGGCCGCUGAAGCUGCGGUGGCUGCUGCUGCUGCCAUGCACCACCAACACCCUCCAGUGGAUCCAAAUAUUGACCCUAACGUUGAUCCAAGUGUUCAGGAACAUGACCAUUCUCAUGGGACCUUACGUUAA